AGUCUUUUAUUUUAGAAGUUUUGAACUUUGCUCUUCAUAUAUUUACUUAUUUUUAAACCAUGUUUGAAUUUGAUGUGUGUCCUCGAUGCCUAGCACGGAAUCAAUGUAUUUUGUACUGCGACGAGUCAACGCGCAGACGAAGGUACUUUGCAUUUUAAACGGCCGGACUCCAGGACUAGAGGAAGCGGCGCAAUACACCUGGUGGGGCAGCCUCGACACGCGGUUAUCACUUCUCUUUUCGUGGAACUGUGGACCUACGGUAUGGUAGUCACCCCGUGGGAUGGGGAAUAUAGUUCGUAAAGGGAAAAACGUCAUUGUGGACAAAACUCAAAUGAAAGGAUUGUCAAACUGGAAGUCAGAGGAAAGCAAAGAGAUCCAGCAGCCAGGGCAGGAUGUAGACGAAGACAGAGUGGUAGCUAAUUUGUCUGUGAGCAAACGCAACAGAGACAACUGGGAGAAGAACACACAGUUUGGCAGAGUGCAACAUCUGCUUGAAAUGGGCAAAGAAGAUAAAACCUUACAUUCAUAUGACUAUGACCUUAUAGUCAUUGGAGGUGGAUCUGGAGGCUUGGCGGCUGCAAAAGAAGCAGCUGGAUUUGGUAAGAAGGUGAUGGUUCUGGACUAUGUGACACCUUCUCCCAAAGGAACGAAAUGGGGCCUUGGAGGAACAUGUGUCAAUGUUGGUUGUAUUCCUAAAAAACUCAUGCACCAAGCAGCAGUCUUAGGUGAAGCCAUUUCUGACUCUCGGAAAUUUGGCUGGGAUGUUCAAGAACAGGUAUCACAUGACUGGGACCUCCUUACCCAAGCUGUUCAAAAUCAUGUCCGCUCCUUAAGCUUCAACUACCGUAAAUCUCUGAUGGACAAGAACGUCACCUAUCUUAAUGCUUAUGGAAUGUUUGUUGAUGAACACACAGUAAAGGCAACAGACAAGAAUAUGAAGGAGACCUGCCACACAGCAGUGGACUUCAUCAUAGCUACUGGAGAGAGACCAAGAUAUUUAGGCAUUCCUGGGGACAAAGAACUCUGCAUUACCAGUGAUGACUUGUUUUCUUUGCCACAUAGCCCUGGGCGGACACUGGUGGUUGGUGCCUCUUAUGUAGCCCUGGAGUGUGCAGGCUUUUUGGCUGGGCUAGGCCUGGACGUCACAGUCAUGGUACGCUCCAUCUUGCUCAGGGGAUUUGAUCAGCAAAUGGCAAACAAGAUUGGAGAAUACAUGGAAGAGCAUAGCAUUUGUUUCCUCCGGGAGAUGGUGCCCACCAAGAUUGAAAGGAUUGAAGAAGGCACAGCAGGAAAGCUCAGAGUCACAGCAAAGUCUGUUAAAGAUGGAGAAAAUCACGAAGGAGAAUAUAAUACAGUUUUACUUGCGAUUGGAAGAGAUGCCUGCACUCGCUCAAUAGGACUGGAAAAUGUCGGAGUGAAACUUAAUGAAAAGACAGGAAAAGUGCCUGUGAAUGAGAAAGAGCAAACAAAUGUGCCACACAUCUAUGCUAUUGGAGACAUAUUGGAGGGCAAGUUGGAGUUGACACCUGUGGCAAUUCAAGCUGGGCGACUUCUGGCAAGGAGGCUGUAUGGAGGGCAAAACACUAAGUGUGACUACAAUAAUGUUCCAACUACAGUGUUCACACCUCUGGAAUAUGGAGCCUGUGGCCGGUCUGAGGAAAAAGCCAUUGAGGCGUUUGGAGAGGAAAAUAUAGAGGUAUACCACAGUAGCUUCUGGCCACUGGAAUGGACAGUUCCAAAUAAAGGCAAAGAUGCAUGCUAUGCAAAAAUAAUCUGCAAUAAACAAGAUAAUGACAGAAUUGUAGGUUUUCAUAUCCUGGGACCAAAUGCUGGUGAAAUAACUCAGGGCUUUGCAGUUGCAAUGAAAUGUGGGAUGACGAAGGUUCAGCUUGAUGACACCAUUGGCAUCCACCCUGUGUGUGCUGAGGUGUUCACCACAAUGUUCAUAACUAAGCGUUCAGGGGGCAGCAUCUCGGCCAGUGGCUGCUGAGGCUAAAACCCUGCUGUUGGUUCUUGUUGUCAUUCAUGGGUUUGGCCACCACUAUAGAAUUCAUCAAGAAUAUCAAUUGGGGAAGCACAUUUGCAUUUUCCUACAUUUACCUGAUAAAUGUGGGACUAUGGCACAUGGUGGCAUACGUCACACCCUGACAACAAGGACAACAGCAGGGAGGAAUGGCCCUUUUCCCAUUUCUGGCAUGCACCCCACUGAGUCACAGCUUACCUUGGAAAGGUAUGAUGAUGUCUGUGCCUGGAACCUACAUUUGGAGGAGGGCUCUGACUGAAGAACAACUGCUGGCAUGGUGGGGAAUGCUGGACUAGAUUUUCAUUGUAGUGCAGUGCUUAGACAAGAAUGAAUCAUUUACUUGACACAUGUGAUGUUAUACAUAAGUCAGUGCAGGGAGGCAGGGACUGGAGCCUAUCCUGGCAGCACUGGUGCAAGACAAGAAAAAACCCUGGACAGGGGCCAGUCCUUCACAGGGCUGCAUGCUACUUUAUAAAUUUUAACUCACUUUAUGUUUUAGGUUUUCUUGUCUUUAGAAAUGCCAUACUUAACUUUUUUUUCCCCCCAACAUAAAAAAUAUGGCUCAUGCAGAGCAAGACAUUGGUUAUAUUGAAUUGUAUAUCUUGCACAAAAAAUACAUAAAAUUUUAUAUUUAUGAAGUACACAGAAAAGUAUAUUUGACAUUUUCUAGACUUGCACAAAAGGGGUGAAUUGCACUGUAAUUACAAAAAUGAUACGACUGAAUGAAGAAGUUCAUCUAGGUAGGUUACUUUCUUUAAGGUGUCCACCGUCACUGUUGCUUUAAUUGAUUGAUAUGUUGGUUUUACAUUUAUGACACAGAGAUUAGUGUUGCUGCCAUAAAUUUGCAGUGACCAGGGAACUGAUGCUUGGUCAGGUGUAUAUUUACCUCUAUUUCAUAUCCUGCCUCUUAGUGUCUUCCUAUCGUUACUUUCUUUAUGAAUCUAUGGACAUCCUACAAGACACACUAAAACGCACUAUUGUACACUUUGCUGUGUUUCUUGUACAGUAGGUUUUUUUUCCGUCUCUGAUGCAUCUUUAGGAUUGCUAUCAACAAGAUUGUCAUCAUAAUUAACAAAGUGGGGACUGCACUACCAGAGCACAUCUUGCAGGUCAGCAAUAUGUCUAUAAGUAACCUGAAAUGAGCCCAGUGAUUUUUUUUUUUUCACAUUGUAACAGCCGACCCCUUACCCAGCCGGCAGCUACACCUCCAAGACCUGUGGCCUGGAUAAAUUACUGAGGUGUAUCUUAUAAAAUCAAGCUGUACCUCUAACAAAUCCAAUUUUUCCCACAAUCGAUGGAUUAAAUAUAGGCACACAAAAGCAGAUAUGUAAAAUUAAGUAAUUAAUUAUAUUAAAUAAAAUAAAAAAUAUA
This is a messenger RNA of Polypterus senegalus (gray bichir), 3394 nucleotides long. RefSeq names its product thioredoxin reductase 1, cytoplasmic-like. Gene Ontology annotation, cellular component: cytosol; mitochondrion. Gene Ontology annotation, molecular function: thioredoxin-disulfide reductase (NADPH) activity; glutathione-disulfide reductase (NADPH) activity; flavin adenine dinucleotide binding. The transcript has 15 exons. Bases 281 to 1990 code for a protein of 569 amino acids. Lineage: Eukaryota; Metazoa; Chordata; Cladistia; Polypteriformes; Polypteridae. Gene Ontology annotation, biological process: glutathione metabolic process; cellular response to oxidative stress; cell redox homeostasis. The record is from RefSeq and is a predicted model, not a curated record.